Emys orbicularis (European pond turtle) is the source of this 1098-nucleotide messenger RNA. It is a transcript of the gene NANS, whose product is annotated as N-acetylneuraminate synthase. Gene Ontology annotation, molecular function: N-acylneuraminate-9-phosphate synthase activity. Bases 1 to 1080 code for a protein of 359 amino acids. Gene Ontology annotation, biological process: carbohydrate biosynthetic process. NCBI's taxonomy places the organism in Eukaryota, Metazoa, Chordata, Testudines, Emydidae. The transcript is spliced from 6 exons. The record is from RefSeq and is a predicted model, not a curated record.
AUGCCGCUGGAGUUCGAGCUGUGCCCGGGCCGGCGGGUCGGGGGGGCCCAACCCUGCUUCAUCAUCGCCGAGAUCGGCCAGAACCAUCAGGGGGACCUCGCCAUCGCCAAGCAGAUGAUCCGCAUGGUCAAGGAGCGUGGAGCAGACUGUGCCAAGUUCCAGAAGAGUGAGUUGGAGCACAAAUUUAACAAGAAAGCCCUGGAGAGGCCCUAUACCUCCAAACACUCCUGGGGAAAGACUUAUGGAGAGCACAAGCGCCACCUGGAGUUCAGUCAUGACCAGUAUCGAGAGCUAAAGAAAUAUGCAAAGGAGAUAGGCAUCUACUUCACAGCCUCUGGCAUGGAUGAGAUGGCGGUCGAGUUUCUGCAUGAACUGGAUGUUCCAUUUUUUAAAGUAGGAUCAGGGGAUACUAACAAUUUUCCAUAUUUGGAAAAAACAGCAAAGAAAGGUCGCCCAAUGGUAAUUUCCAGUGGGAUGCAGUCAAUGGACACAAUGCACAAGGUUUAUCAGCUUGUGAAACCGAUCAAUCCCAACUUCUGCAUUCUCCAGUGCACCAGCGCUUACCCUCUUCAGCCUGAAGAUGUCAACCUCCGUGUGAUAACGGCGUAUCAGUCAGCUUUUCCAGAUAUCCCCAUUGGCUAUUCUGGACAUGAGUCUGGCAUAGCCAUUUCAGUAGCAGCAGUUGCUAUGGGUGCUAAAGUACUGGAACGCCAUGUGACUUUGGACAAAACAUGGAAAGGAAAUGAUCACCAGGCAUCCCUGGAGCCGAAUGAACUGGCAGAAUUAGUGAGAACAAUCCGUCUGGUGGAAAAGGCAAUGGGGUCUCCAGUCAAACAGCUCUUGCCCUGUGAAAUGGCCUGUAAUGAAAAGCUGGGGAAGUCUGUGGUGGCAAAAGUGACUAUCCCUGAAGGUACGGUGCUGACUCUUGACAUGCUCACAGUGAAGGUGGGAGAACCUAAAGGAUACCUCCCAGAAGAAAUUUUUGAUCUGGUUGGCAAAAAGGUCAAAACAAACAUUGAAGAAGAUGAAACAAUCACUGAGGAUGCAAUAGAAAAUCAUGUUAAAAAAGUGAAAUGCUAAAUGUAAGCAUUCACAUCU